UGCUCGGCGGUCGGAGGGGCUAGGAGCCAGGGGAGUCUACCGGGGGACAUCGGAGCAGCCGCCGGAGCCCGGACUUGGCUGGCGGGCUGGACGCGGGCAGGCGGCGGCAGCGACUCCAGUGGGGUUCUAGAGCGAGCGUUUGGGGACGCGGAGCCAGAGACUCCGGCAGCCUGCGGAGGGGCAGCGGAGGUGGCGACCGAACCUGCCGGGAGAGAACCGAGGCGGCGGAGGCGAACUCAGGCGGCGGCAGGCAGCAAGCCCGCGAGAGAGGGGAGUUCCCUGAAGACAGGGAGGAAAAGAGGGUCCUGGUCCGGGGUUGGAGAGCAGGGGUGCGGGCACUAGGGCGGAGGGGGUCACUGACACCCCCCUCCCCGGGAGCGGUCCUAAUAUUUCUACGUGGUUGGGCGGUUGCCCGGAGAUCCAUCCCUAAGGUGGGCAUUCCUAGAGUCAUAGGGAAGUGUGAGCAUCGUUCCUGCUGGGGUAGGACCCCGUGGACCCAGUGGUCAACAGAGGUUAUAGGGGCUGCCUGGACUGGAAGAAGAAAAUCUGGUACUACCCCCAUGGGACUCCCUCUGCUCUUCACCUCACUAAGAGCCUUGGAUCUGAGAGUCCUGGGUAGAGCCUGCCCUGGCAGGGGGUUCUGUACCCUGUCCUAGAGACUCCUGGUUCCCCACGGCCCGGAAGGAAACCUACUCCCUGAGUGAAAGAAAGCUAAGGGGAAAUCAACUCAUCCAGUAACUUACUGCUUGACCUUGGGCAAGUCACUGAAUUUUUCUAAGCCCUUUUUUCUACUCUUCACAAUAAGGGGAUGGAUUAGAUCACAGAGGUCCCUCAAUUAUUUGGAAUCUUUCAGAGCGGAGUGCUGUGUCCAUUGCCCCCGGUUUCCUCAUGGGCAUGACCUGUAGACUUAACUUAUGGCCUUGCUCUCUGCCCCUCGUGGUCUCCACCAACUGACCUGGUUCCUGCUAAAAGUUGAGUUGUAUCAGAUUGGGCAGGUGCCCUGGGACAUAGGAGGUAGAUGAGACAAAAGGCAUUUGGCUCAGUCCUGGAGACCAAGGCAGCAGAGUUCCGUGCCAUAGGGAGUAGGGAGAUAAGGAUGGAGGACUGGAUUGGAGCAGGCCCCUUUAGGUAGAGAAGGGGAGCUGAAUGGACCUUGUUCUUACCUUUCCACCUCUGUGAAGCCCUGUUACUGUACAGUAUCCCUCCCUCUUGUAUACCUUCCCAUCUGAUCCCAGGUAACCUAAUGGACAUAUGCAGUCCAGGAGAAGGAAAUAUCUUUGGCUGAUACUUUCAGCCUCCUGGCUCCUCCUUGUCCUCUUAGGGGCUCCCCGGCUCCGACAGCUUGCCAUCCCCCCUGGCCUGAGACCCAGGACGCUGACCCGCUGGCCCCAAUGGCUGGAUCAGGAGCUUCUACUGAGUUUCGUGGGGCCUGAGGAGCUGACCAAAGACCCCUGCCCACCCUCCUGUAACACCCACCAGUGGCAGAGCCAGAGGCUUGGCUGCCUUAUGGAGACAUGCUUUGACACCUCCAGAUGCCAGAGCCAAGGCUUCAAGGUGUUUGUGUACCCUGUUGGGCUGACCCAACCCAUCUCUGAAGUUCACCAUAAAGUCCUGGCUUCCAUUGAGGGCUCCCGAUACCACACGGCCAACCCUGAGGAAGCUUGCCUCUUUGUCCUCCCAGGGGAUGCCUUGGACCCCCAGCUGCUCCCACUAUGGAAUGGAGGGCAAAAUCAUCUCAUUUUCCAUCUCCACCCAGGCUCAUGGCCUGAUCUGGGAUUUGAUCCUGGGCAAGCCAUGGUGGCUAGAGCCAGCCCCACACCAGAGACCUUCAGGAUUGGCUUUGAUGUCUCCCUCCCCCUCUUCCCCCAGAGCUACCCACAGAGGGGUGGAAGUCGAAGCCAACUGGCCCAUCUUAUUCCUCCUCCUGGAGAAGACUUGUUGACCUUUGAGGGUCAGCUAGACAUGUGGAUCACUGGUUCUUCCAACCAACGGGACCAGAAUUCUAUCUUGAUCCCCAGUGAUCGCCACAGUGAAACCGUCAAAGGACACAGGGACAGGCCAUGUAAGCAGGACCACACCACUGAGCAGUCUGAGGAUCAGAAACGCCUGUACAACUCUACCUUCUGUUUCAUUCCCCGGAACUGCCACCUGGGCUCCCUCCACCUCCUCCAGGCCCUGAAGGCAGGAUGCAUCCCUGUGCUACUGAGCAGGGGUUGGGAGCUUCCCUUCUCCGAGGUCAUUGACUGGGGCACUGCAGCCAUCAUCACUGAUGAGAGGCAUCUGCUUCAGAUCAAGUCAGCCCUCCAAGGGCUGCCCCCUGCCCGGGUCCUUGCCCUCCGCCAGCAGACCCAGUUCUUGUGGGAUGCCUACUUUUCUUCAGUGGAGAAGAUUGUUCACACCACCCUGGAGAUUGUCAGAGACAGAAUCUUUAGAGCAGCCUCCCGGCCCUGGCUGCUGUGGAACGCACCUCCUGGGGGGCUCCUGGCCCUGCCCACCUUCUCCACACAUUUGGAAGACUUCCCCUUCUACUAUCUACAACGUGGCUCCCGUCCCUCUGGCAGAUUCAGUGCCCUGAUCUGGGUGGGGUCCCUGGACCAGCCCCCCCUGAAACUGAUCCAGGAAGUGGCAGGCUCCCAGCAUUGUGCCCAGAUUCUGGUCCUCUGGAGCAGUGACAGUCCUCCCCCAUUCGGGGGGAAGUGGUCCCAGACUACAGUGCCCCUGACGGUCAUUGAAGGAAGGAAGAAGAAGAGCGACCGGUUCUUCCCUUACAGCACCAUCAGCACUGACGCCAUCCUCAGCCUGGAUGCCCACAGCAGCCUUUCAACCAGUGAGGUGGACUUUGCCUUCGUGGUGUGGCAGAGCUUCCCAGAAAGGAUUGUGGGUUUCCAGACCCGGAGCCACUUCUGGGAUGAAACCAAGGGCUCCUGGGGCUACACAGACCAGAGGCCCAAUGAGUUCUCAGUGGUCCUCACAGCUGCUGCUUUCUACCACAGGUAUUACCACAGUCUCUUCACCUACUCCCUGCCUGCCCCACUAAGGGACCUUGUGGAUGAGCUCUCGGCCUGUGAAGAUAUCUUGAUGAAUUUCCUUGUGGCUGAAGUCACCAAGCUUCCCCCCAUCAAAGUACCACAGAGGAAGCAGCUCCAGGAGGUACCAUCUCCACAGUCAUUCCAGCGUCCCAGAGCUGAACAGCAGUCGAAGAACUGCAUCAACAAAUUUGCCUCAUGGUUUGGCCGCAUGCCUCUGGUGCAUUCACAGCUCCGCCUGGACCCUGUGCUCUUCAAGGACCAGGUGUCUGUCCUACGGAAGAAGUAUCGGCACUUGGAGAGACUUUAGGUUCCGGGACAGCCUCACCCCAGACAUAGCUUCUCAAACUUGCCAAAAGCCCAGUACAGGGUGGAGGGGGGGAAGUAUCAGACCAAGUGGGGUGCACAGGGCACUUUCUACGUGGCUCUGAGGACCAGUGGGGACCAUGGUGUGGAUGAGGCAUUGUAGUUAAGAAUCUGGGUUCACAACCUCACUCUUCUAAUUGCUACACGUGUGACCUGAGCAAAUCACUUAACCUCUCUGGGUCUCAGUUUCCUGGUCUGUAAAAUAAGAGGGUUGGACUAGAUGGCCUCCCAGCCCUGAAUAUAUGAUCCUAUGACCUAUAAGGUCUCCCUUCCAGCCCCAAUAGUCAAUGAUCUAAAACCUUUGGGCCUCCAGGAUGGUUCCUUAUUGUUUAACCCAUCCAGCAGAGCUCAUAGCUCCAGAGACAUCUAACCCUUGUUUGAGGUGAUCUGUAGGUGACUCCCAGGGGAGGAAGAGGGAAAGGGCUGUUAUCUGGCUCAGAGGACCCAUACCCACUUGGCCCUAGGUCUUUGGAGCCCCGCAAUGGAACACCCACCCUACAAUCCUUCCUGGCCCCACUAGAGGGCAGCAGCAGGCCACCUGUGUCUGGGCUUCCUAACCUGUCCUGGGCUCCCUUCUUUAGUUGGGCAGCCAGAAAGAGGGACAGGCCAGAGGGGUGUGUCUUACCCCCUCUCCCCCACCAGAAAUGGCAGCAGCUAAAACAGAGCUGGGAGAGGAAAUGGGAGUACAUGAGCAGUCUGCUGGAGCCAGGGAGAAUCACAGUCACCAUUAAGAAAAUCACUGUGCAUAAGUUGUAUGCCUAGCUGUAACUAGCCAAAACGGCCUGGGGGAAAUUCGGGGGUGUGUGUGGCUGCAUGUGUGUGGGGGGGCUGCGGGUGUGUGUGUGUGUGUGUGUGUGUGGGUGUGUGGGUGGGUUCUGGGGGGUGUGUAUGGACGGGAUACACAGAAGCACUGAGGACAGCCCCACUGGGGUUUCAGCCUCUUUGGCAUGAGAGCCGUGGGGGGAAGGAAGGGCUCCCCAGAGCUGGUGGCUGAGAACAUUCGCAUCCCAUGUCACUCAAGGAUUGUAAAGCCAAUUGUGGGGACAGUGGUCGCCUUGAGGCAAAGCCCUCAUUUCUUAAAGGUGGAAACAGUCUCUGGGAGGCUUGGUGACUUGAACACAUGGCUAAGGAAGCGGCAGGACCUUCCUGUUCCUUCUAUUACAGACCACCUCUCCCCUAGAUCUGGGAAAGACCUUAGAGAUCAUCUCAACCAAACCUCUCAUUUUAACACAUGGGGAAACUGAGUCCAGGGAAGGAGGAGAGGUAGCCGAGUCAGAAGAACUGGAUUCAAAUUCUGGGUCCACUGAUUGCCUCCAAAGCACAAUCCUUUACUUCCCGGGUUUCCAUCUCCUUAUCAGUUAAACAGGGGAGGGGGAGGGGAGAUUGACUCACCUAUCUCUAAGGUCCCAUCCAGCCCUAAAUGCUAGGGUGCUGUAAGUGGUCCCAUAAAUUAACAACAAAACUCUUCCCA
Messenger RNA from Trichosurus vulpecula (common brushtail), 4863 nucleotides. It is a transcript of the gene EXTL1, whose product is annotated as exostosin like glycosyltransferase 1. Bases 1252 to 3336 code for a protein of 694 amino acids. Gene Ontology annotation, molecular function: glycosyltransferase activity. The record is from RefSeq and is a predicted model, not a curated record. Gene Ontology annotation, cellular component: membrane. NCBI's taxonomy places the organism in Eukaryota, Metazoa, Chordata, Mammalia, Diprotodontia, Phalangeridae. The transcript has 11 exons.